AUGAGGAUCUUGGCAGUGCUAUGGACGGUGUGUUUGGUAAGACUCUGUUACUGUGGGAGUGAUUUACAACCACAAAAUUCCCCUGAAGCUACUGGACAAGAAUCUACAGAGGCUGUAAAGCCUUUAAGCCCUUUCCUCACCAAGGUCGAUGGAUCCUUAUUCGAUGUAGAGGAGGCUGAGGAAUAUGCUGUUAAGGUUCUAAAGCUCAAGGCUAAGAAUGGUGUUACCGCUAAAAAGGUAAAGUACAAUGGAAAGGACAUAUGGUCUGCCAGGGCUGUAGUUGGUUCUCCUUGCUCUUCGGCAGUACUGUAUAUGGAUGGAGAGAAGCCUACUCUGGCUGUUUUAGAAACUAAAGGUCUUCUUGGUAAGGAAGGCACUGUCUACAAGUAUCAUGAUGGUAAGAAGUGGAAGACUGGUAGUGAAGAUGACCAUAAAAAGAGGCGGGCUGCUCUGAAGAAGUAUAAGCAUGCACUUCCUGCCACUCUAGACCUUGUCACUCCAGAUAGUAAGAAGAUUGAUGUGUAUACAGAAACAGAAUCCGAAGUAUCCUUCCAGGAGUUUUCUCCGAAGAGGGCUUUCCACAUCUCCUCUGUUGUAGACUCUGGAGCUACUCUAUGGGAGGCUUCUGGAGCUGGCCAAAAGUGUAAACUUGUAGAGUCUUAUGCUAAGGAUGGUGUAGAACUUCUUUACCUGGAGACCUCAGAGAGUACUGGAACCAAGUCUAAGUACUUUGAAAAGACUGGUGGAGUAUGGAAGAAUAUUAGUGAGAAGGAAUUUAAUGAGAAGGCAAAGGCAUUGAUUGGAGAAUCUGGGAAGAACGCUUCUCUAAAUAUCUCUCAUCCAAGUAGAAUACUGUGCCAAUCCUUCGACUACACCUUUGACGGUAAUGCAGUCCAACUCAUAGUUCCCAAGAGGGGUGUAACCGUUACAAAGUUGGUAGUUGGCACUGAAGAGGUUUAUACCCUUUCAUCUGGAGAAACAUUCGAGUAUGCUAAGGCAUAUCUUAACAAAGAUGGUAGACCUGAACUUGUGUUGGUUACCCUAGACAAUUCCUCCGGAGACUCAAAGAAGGCUUACUCUAGGAGUGAAUGUGGUAAGUGGGUAGCAUGUACCAAUAGUGAUGCCAAGAAGAAGAGCUUGAGGGAUCCUGCAGAUUAUAUAUCAGACUUUGAACUUGACCUUGCAUUAGCCAAUAGCACUGACGAAUGCAGUAGCUUUGAAGUAGAUCUCCUUGGAGUUACUACAAAGUACUUCUAUCCUAAACCAGGGUACCUUGCCAAGGAGAUACGGGAUGGUGAAAAGAAACUAUGGAAAUCUGUAAAAGCAACUUCUGAUACGGUAUUAGUGGGACGAAAGUCAGAUGGAUGUGACCACUGUUGUUCCUGUCUUAUUUAUGGGAAAGGUGAUAAGGAAGUGCUGGAGAUGACGCUGAUAGUGCCUCCAACAAGGAGAUGGUAUUACUUUGAAAAGUUGGUGGAACAUGGAGUGAAGUCGCUAGAGAUGUAUUUUUAA
This is a messenger RNA of Theileria equi strain WA, 1512 nucleotides long. RefSeq names its product 104 kDa microneme-rhoptry antigen precursor, putative. Lineage: Eukaryota; Apicomplexa; Aconoidasida; Piroplasmida; Theileriidae. The record is from RefSeq and is a predicted model, not a curated record. The transcript has a single exon. The coding region runs from base 1 to 1512 and encodes 503 amino acids.